GAGUCUGAUUAAAAAUUAAACUCUUUGCCUCCGCUUCAUAAGUAACACUCCACCCCAAUAAUAAACGGAGCCUUGAUCUGGUUCAGAGUGAAUCCACUCACUUCCCGCAACUAUAGACCAGACAAAGGGUGAACCAGGGCUUGCCCUUGUUAAUAUUUUAGAGAGAGUUUGUGAACUCGUGCGGUGGUUUGGUUUGGCGACGUGUCGAGUUUCACAAGCUAGGUAGUCCAGAAGCAUUGCAGUGUGAUGAUGAUGGAAUUCGAUUUUGUGAUUAGGCUCUCUGAGACGUCAGUGGUAGCAUCUUUGUCUCUUUUGCUUCUCCACAGCCCCAUCCUCAUCCGUUGUCAUGUGUGCAGCACGUCGGCUAAACAAAGAGCGUUGCUUUUCUUUACAGCCAGGCAGCCUGGAUAACAGAUAAUGCCUGAUUCCUAAAGUGAAAUGAAACGGUGGGGAAGAAAAUCUUGCAGUCAUGCUUUUUUGCAUCUGUUUUAUUUUGACAGUAAUUUGCACGCACAGCAAGGAGCUGCAGUAUAGGCUAAUGUGUGUGCCUGUUUUGUUGUUGUUGUUGUUGUUGCCUCUAUGACUUGUUCUUUAUCUGCACACAGAAGCAGCUCAUUAGACUCUUCUAGUGCUUGUAAUGGCUGCGGACGGCCUGCCGUCCUCCGGUGCUGGUCUACUAAAUCAAGCGCAGGAAGCUGGACCGGGAGGAGUGGGGUGACAAACAGCAUGUUUAGUGCUACAAGAAAGAAGUUUGUAGAGGGGGUCGAAAGUGACUACCCUGAUGAAAGCAUGUACUACGGCCAGCCAUCGAUGUUCCAACAUCGAUCAGAAAAAGACAUGUUGGCAUCUCCAUCACCAUCGUCGUCAGGUCAAUUGUCGCAGCUCGGCGCCAGUUUAUACGGGCAAAGUGCACUAGGGUUCCCGAUGAGGGGCAUGAGCAACACCAACCCUCAGCUGAACAGGAGCUUGACGCAGGGCAGCCAGCUCCCCAGCCACGUCACACCAACCACCGGCGUGCCCACGCUCUCCUUGCACACCCCACCCUCGCCAAGCAGGGGGAUCCUUCCGAUGAACACCCGGAACAUGAUGAACCAUGCGCAGGUGGGCCAGGGAAUGGGUGGCAUGAGCGGCCGCAGCAACAGCAUGGGCAGCUCGGGACUGGGCAGCCCCAACCGCAGCUCGCCCAGCAUCAUCUGCAUGCCCAAGCAGCAGCAGGCGCGCCAGCCACUCACCAUCAACAGUAUGUCGGGGUUUGGGAUGAACAGGAAUCCAGCGUUCGGAAUGAACAGCUCGUUAUCGAGCAACAUCUUCAACGGAACGGACGGGAGUGAGAAUGUCACGGGGCUGGACCUUUCGGACUUCCCUGCGUUAGCGGACCGGAGUCGGAGGGAAGGAAACGCCAAUCCAACUCCACUGCUUAACCCACUGGCUGGGAGAGCCCCUUACGUUGGAAUGGUCACAAAGCCAUCGAACGAACAGUCUCAAGACUUCUCCAUCCACAACGAGGACUUCCCUGCACUGCCUGGGCCCAACUACAAGGACCCAACGUCGAAUAAUGACGACAGCAAAUCGAACCUGAACUCAUCGGGCAAGAGCGUAUCCAGCACAGACGGUCCUAAGUUCCCCGGGGACAAGAGCUCAACAGCACAGAACAACAACCAGCAGAAGAAAGGGAUCCAGGUGUUACCUGAUGGUCGGGUGACGAACAUUCCCCCAGGCAUGGUGACAGACCAGUUUGGCAUGAUCGGCCUGUUAACGUUCAUCCGGGCAGCUGAGACAGACCCGGGCAUGGUGCACUUGGCGCUAGGCAGCGACCUGACAACACUAGGCCUCAACCUGAACUCGCCAGAAAAUCUCUACCCCAAAUUUGCCUCUCCUUGGGCAUCUGCACCUUGUCGGCCUCAGGACAUCGACUUCCAUGUUCCGUCUGAAUACUUAACCAACAUUCACAUAAGGGACAAGCUGGCUGCAAUAAAGCUGUCGCGGUACGGAGAAGAUCUGCUGUUCUACCUGUACUACAUGAACGGAGGCGACCUCCUACAACUACUAGCAGCAGUAGAGCUGUUUAACCGGGACUGGAGGUACCAUAAGGAGGAGCGAGUUUGGAUCACACGGGCGCCGGGGAUGGAGCCUACAUUAAAGACCAACACCUACGAGCGGGGGACGUACUACUUCUUCGACUGUCUUAACUGGAGGAAGGUAGCUAAGGUAAAGGAGUUUCACCUGGAAUACGACAAGCUAGAAGAGCGGCCUCAUGUUCCAUCCACCUUCAACUACAACCCCGCUCAGCAGGCCUUCUGAGCUGUCCGCCCUGCUCGCAGUCGUCACGGCGGCAGGGGGUAUGGCUGUCCUGGCUUGUCACUCACUGAACUGGCAGAUAGAUGGCGCUGUGGCUCAGGCAUCCUGUUUUUUAAAAAAAAAAAAAACAACAAACAAACAAACACAUGUUCCUCAAUGGAUCAGCUAAAUUGACUCGGGUUGGGAGCCCCAUCUUGCCAUGUUUGGCUGUGGGGUCCUGCCUUUCAGAAUUAUGUGCUGCCCAAAAAAAAACACACACACACACUCGUUUGUUUUCUUCUCCUUUUCUUUUCAUUUCUCUCUUUUUUAAAAAAAAAAAAAGACGAGGCAAAAAAGGUUCAUUUUAUCCUUUUCUUCUGUUAUUCCUUUCCCGUUUCGGACCGUCUGAGUUUCAUUUUCCUCUUUUAUUUUUUUCCUUUUGGGUUUACACCUAUGCCUGUAAGGCAGGAUGACAGACUGAGACACUCACUCUGACCAUAACAGAACAAGGUUUAUACUUCAUUCUUUGAAGUGUUCAAGCGUUCAUAGCGAGCGAAUGGAAAUGAAGCAACCUCCAUCGAGUACAGUAUGACCCUGGGACAAACAAAAUGGAGGCCUGGAGAGAAUGCAAUGUUCAUUGUAGUACUAUUUGGUAAUAAAAGAACACAAAAAUA
Molecule: messenger RNA, 2951 nt
Organism: Alosa alosa (allis shad)
Lineage: Eukaryota; Metazoa; Chordata; Actinopteri; Clupeiformes; Clupeidae
Product: CCR4-NOT transcription complex subunit 2-like
Exons: 15
Coding region: 580-2301 (573 amino acids)
Biological process (GO): regulation of DNA-templated transcription; regulation of stem cell population maintenance; nuclear-transcribed mRNA poly(A) tail shortening
Cellular component (GO): P-body; CCR4-NOT core complex
Source: RefSeq, a predicted model, not a curated record